Messenger RNA from Podospora bellae-mahoneyi, 884 nucleotides. RefSeq lists its product as uncharacterized. Bases 684 to 884 code for a protein of 66 amino acids. Lineage: Eukaryota; Fungi; Ascomycota; Sordariomycetes; Sordariales; Podosporaceae. The transcript is spliced from 2 exons. The record is from RefSeq and is a predicted model, not a curated record.
AGACGAAGUAAGGUAGGUAAAUCGUCUAAAUACUAAUUAUUCAAACAGACGCUCGGCUCGUACUACCUGCGUUCUUCUCUCUACAACCUGCAAGUUGAUUGGAUGGUUUUGGAGGUUGUAGGCUAACACAAACUGUCAGGCAUCAUACAUUUAAAAAAGAGAUGCAGACCAAACAGUGGGGAUUGACUGCACUGCUCGAGGGUUAUUGCACCCAUUGACUGGGCAAUGAUAUACACCUGGAAGGGUUCGACCCCGAGGUUUGGCAUCCUCAUUCAUUUCCCCCAACUCCCCUCUCUUGACAGCAACAACCACACUCUACCCUCGAUGUACUUUCUCAAUGCUUGAGGCACCAGUCUCGAAUUACACCUACAACACCUUGAACAGACGCACAUAUCAAACCACUUUAUUUCCAACCCAAAAGGAACUUACCACCCAGCUACCCAUCAUGCCCAACCUCACAAACCCUUCCACUCCCGGGGAAAGGGAGAAUGAACGGGAGUUUGCUGGUUCUUUGGUUAAUGAGGGGUCUGGUGGUGACUGAAAGGGCAGUGACUAUGUUUUGGGAAGGCAGUUUGACAUAGAGAGGGAUGGGGGUGGCAAUUGUAGGAGUUAUGAUGGAGGCUUGUUGCUGGUGGGCAAGAUGUACUCGACUCGGCCACUGGUGAUAUUGGGAGUUUUUGGUUAUGAUUUUGGGUAAAAUGGAGUUUUCCGGUUGUAUAUGGUUGGGUGUUGAGGAUUUUUUUCGAAGCGAAAAGGUCCGGGAUGAAGGAUUUACAUUUGUAUACAUCCUCGACACCGCCACCGUCGUCUCCAUCGGGAACCCUAACGCCAACGACAACACAUGCCCGUACUCCCCCUUCUCCGCCCUCUCUCCAAACACCUGA